CGACUGAACUCACUCUUCAGAAUUUCCUUAAGAAUUUCUGCAAAUCUCCCAAAACCGAAUAGCAGAAAACCUUAUUGUAAAAACACAUUGUUGUAAUUUGUUUGCAAAGGCACAAAGCGCGAUGCUGUGGAGUGCCAAAAGUAUCAAUAUAAUAUUAUCCUCUCCCGCCUAACAAUACUAAACGGCUGAACCCCAACAAAGGGCAAAAACCAUUAUAUUUGCUUUUUUUAUUUUUAUUUUUAUAUAUUUCCUUAUAGAGCAAUAAUUCAAGAAUUUCUACUCUUACUUGUCAGUAACCUCUGUUAAUGGCUUCUCUAUCUUUCACUCAUUUCCUCUCCUUACCCAGGGGGCAUUCUACUUGCCCAAAUUACCAGACAGUGAACUUUGUUCAACUUCAAGCUUUUAGAUUGCAAAAUAAAUGGGGUCUUGCAGCUAUCUCUAGGAAGAAAAUUUCUGAGACAUUACCUGGAGAGGAGGAACCUAAUGAAAAUGGUGUUGUCUUAAAAAAGACGACUACUAGGAAAACUAAACGAGCUACAUCUCGAACUAGGAAGAAAGCAUCUGAUAAACCGGAGGAUAAUUCUGAAUUGGUAAUGAAUUUUGAUGCUGAGAAUGGAGAAAAUUCUGUGUCCCCAGUGAGCGAAGAUUCUAAGCAAACCCCAAGAAGGACUCGACGAAAAGCUACCUCAGCUAUUGGUACGGUGGAGGAAGAGAAAACUGAGAAGAAAGUUAGGAAGAGGAGGAAGACUAAGAAGAUGGAUGAAGAUGUGGAGUAUCAAGGUAGUGAAUCUGAAGUUAGUGAUAGUGAGGAGUCUGCAUUUCUUCCACCUGUAGAGAAUGAGAGUGAUGGAGAGCAAGAACUGGAAAAAGAUGAUGGAGAGGAUGUUAGCUGUACAUAUGGUUGGCCUCCUCUUGUUUGCUGCUUUGGAGCUGCACAACAUGCUUUUGUGCCAUCUGGAAGGCCAGCUAACAGACUUUUAAAUUAUGAAAUCCAUGAAAGAAUGAAGGAUGCAUAUUGGGCACCGGAAAAAUUUGUAAGGGCACCUGGAGGAUCUGCAGGGAGUGUUGCAAUCGCUCUUGCAAACUUAGGUGGUAAGGUUGCUUUCAUGGGAAAACUAGGAGAUGAUGAGUAUGGUCAGUCUAUGCUAUACUAUAUGAAUGUUAACAAUGUACAAACACGAUCAGUUCAGACUGAUAGUAAAAGGGCCACAGCAGCAUCACACAUGAAGAUUGCUAAGAGAGGUCGCUUGAGAACAACUUGUGCUAGACCCUGUGCUGAGGAUUCUCUAUCUAAAUCUGAAAUAAAUAUUGAUGUGCUGAAGGAGGCAAAAAUGCUCUACUUCAACACACAUUCUCUAAUUGAUCGAAAUAUGCGAUCAGCUACAAUGCGGGCAAUCAGGAUAUCGAAGAAAUUGGGAGGGGUUAUUUUCUAUGAUGUAAACUUGCCAUUGCCGCUCUGGCAUUCCAGUGAAGAAACCAAAUUGUUCAUCCAAGAAGUUUGGAAUCAUGCAAACAUUAUUGAGGUAACCAAGCAAGAGCUUGAGUUUCUAUGUGGGAUCGAGCCCACUGAAGAAUUCGACACCAAAGAUAAUGCAAGUUCUAAGUUUGUCCAUUAUGGACCAGAAGUGGUUGCACCACUUUGGCAUGAAAAUCUUAAGGUUUUGUUUGUGACAAAUGGGACUUCUAAGAUACACUACUACACUGAGGAAUUUAACGGAUCUGUACAUGGAAUGGAGGAUCCAGCCAUCACUCCUUUCACAUGUGAUAUGUCAGCUUCUGGGGAUGGCAUUGUUGCAGCUAUCAUGAGAAUGUUAUCGGUUCAGCCGCACCUCAUUGCUGAUAAAGGAUACUUGGAGAAAACAAUCAAGUAUGCAAUUGACUGUGGAGUAAUAGAUCAAUGGCUGCUUGGACGGAUGCGUGGCUUUCCUCCAAAAGAAGACAUGGAAGAUGAAGUGGAACCUGAUCCAAAUGGCAUCAGGUCAAUAACAGAGAAGGAAUACCGCACACUGGAAUACCAUACAUGGAGCCAGUAACGUGAGUUUAAUUUUUUGAUCAGGCUGAUUUACAUAGAUUUGUAUGUUAGAUGCCUCUGAAAGGCCAGGUAUUUUCUUUCCCCUAUAAAGUAAAAUUGUGUAGGCUUCGAGUUUUACUAGAUGUAACAUCAAUUUUGUAUUGUAUCGGCAUCUAAUAGUCACAAAAAGUCAUGAAUUCCUUUGCAAA
Ricinus communis (castor bean) is the source of this 2220-nucleotide messenger RNA. Its product is annotated as fructokinase-like 2, chloroplastic. Gene Ontology annotation, cellular component: chloroplast nucleoid. Bases 306 to 2033 code for a protein of 575 amino acids. The record is from RefSeq and is a predicted model, not a curated record. The transcript is spliced from 5 exons. NCBI's taxonomy places the organism in Eukaryota, Viridiplantae, Streptophyta, Magnoliopsida, Malpighiales, Euphorbiaceae. Gene Ontology annotation, biological process: plastid transcription; etioplast organization; chloroplast organization.